AAUAACCAAGAAUAACGGGUGCACUGACUUGCCUGCCAAAACUCCAGAGCUUAGCAGCGGGGGAACUCGCGCAACCGACCCACGGGCGCUGCUGCCGUCCAAGAAAUUGCAACUCAGAGUCUGAGCUGCCCCGCAUAGCAGGGCCCCUGCCCGUUAGCGGCGGUCUGUCGUGGCGCUGUCCGCGGCCAUGGUGGAAGUGGAGGUGCUGCCGCCGUCCGUGCCGGCGGUGAUCUGCUUCGUGCUCGCCCUGACGGUCGGGCCGCGGGUCGCGGCUGUGACGGUCUUCGCCAUCCUCGCCGCUACAUUUGCCUUCAGCAGCGCCGGGGCGGGCAUCCAGGCGCAGCUGGCGGCGGCGGCCGCACUGACGGCGGCGGUCCCCGCCACGUUCCUGUGGCUGCAGCGGCGGCGAGCGCCGCCACAGCAGCGGCAGCAGCAGCAGCCCGCCGCGCUACUGCCCCCAGAGCAAGAGCAACUCGCUGGCCCCAGACCAGGAGGCCCAGCCGCCACGCCCGCGCCGGCGGCAGUAGCAGGCAGUAGCAGCAGCCUUGCCGCUGCGCUACUGCCGCAGCUAGGCUUGCGCAUGCAGCGCACCGCUGCGUGGGCUGCUGCGACGUCGGCGGACCUGGAGGAAGGGCUCAGCCUCCAGCGGCCAUCGCCGGCACCGCAGGCGUCUGCCGCUCCCUCCAGCCCCUCCGACACCUCAGCAGCGCCUCCCCCAGGCAGCGCGGCAGGCGCGGCGGACGCAGCAGCCGCCAACCACCUCUCCCGUCUGCUCCCGGAUUUCAGUGUGGGAGAGGGCGGCGGGCAGGAACAGCCGCUCCAGCUGUGGCGCGGCGGGCGGCAGCAGCCGGGUGCCUCCGCAGCGCUGACGGAGGUGGUGGGCGUCACGGGCGGCGGCAACACCGCCAGCGGCAACGCCACCCGCUGCACCACCACCUGGUCAUCACUGCCGCUGUUCUGCUUCGCAGAGGUGCUGAGCUGGAUGGAGGACGACUGCGACCGGCGGCGGCUGCGGCUGGUGUGCCGGGACUGGCGCGCCGCCGCCGCCGCCGCCACCACGCACCUGGCGCCGCCGCGGUCGGGUGCCCGACACCUGGGUGCGCUGGCGGCGGCGUUCCCCGGCCUCACAGCCCUGGACCUGUCAGCUUGCCUGGCGCACCUGACGCCGCCCCGAAUGCGCCACCUGUCGCCGCUGCGGCACCUGUCCCGCCUCACGCUGGGAUGCCCCUCGCCCGCCUCCGCCGCCGCCACGGAGGAUUUGUUGCGAGCCCAGCUGCAACAGCAGCAGCAACAGCAGCAGCCCCACAACCCCUAUCUGGCAGACGCGGCGGCGGCGGCGGCGGCGCCGGGGCUCCUGGCGGCUGACAGCUGGCGGCGGCAGCGCUGCACGACGUCCACCUCGGAGAGCAGUGGCGGCGCGGCGGCGGUGACGGAUGCAAUGGUGCAGGAGCUGGUAGCGGCGCUGCUGCGAGGUGGCGGCGGCGGAGGGCGGCGGCAGGCGGGAGCAGCUGGAGCGGGUGGUGGUGGCGGUGGUGGUGGUGGGGCAGGAGGAGGUGGUGGUGGCGGUCGCGGCGAGCUGCGUGUGCUCAGCAUUGCGCAGUGUGUGCGGGUGACGGACGCAGGCGUGCUGGCUCUGACGGCCCUGACCGGCCUUACGUCUCUGGACCUUUGCGGCUGCUGCGGCGUGAGCGACGUGGGCGUCAUGCUGCUGGCGCGACUGCCGCUGCUGCAGGGGCUGCAGCUGGCAUGGUGCGUCAAGGUGUCCAACGCGGGUCUCCGCGGCCUGGCUGUGCUGCCGCGCCUGAGCCACCUGUCCGUGGCGGGCUGCCCGCUGGUGUCGGAGGCGGGAGUGGCGGGCCUGUCCACCCUCAGCCGCCUGGCCUGUCUGGACCUCACCCACCUAGGCAUCACGCAGCAGCGGGCCACCGUCACCGACGCCGCACUGUCCGCACUGUGUGGCGGCGGCACACCUGGCACGGCAGGUGGCGGCGGCGGUGGUGGCGCAGCAAGUGCUGCCAGGGAUCAGGGUGGCGGCGCGCCGCUGGCGCCGCCGCCGCAUCCUCGGCUCACGCGGCUGGCCUUUGGCGGCGGCCGCGGCGGCGGCACGCGCGUUACGGACGCGGGCUUGGCGGGCCUGGCGGCGGCGCAGCCGCAGUUGGCAGGGCUGACGCUACUGUCGCUGCAGUUCGUGAGCGACGCCGGUCUGGAAGCGGUGGUUGCGGCACUGGGCGACCUCACGAGCCUGUGUGUGCGGGGCUGCGGUCCGGGCGUGACGCGAGGCUGUGUGGCGGCGCUGACGGAGGCGGUGGCGGCGCGCGGCGGCCGGCCGGCGGCGCCGCUGCCGCCUCGGGCGGAGCCGUGGUGGCGCCUGCGGGCGGCGCAGGCGGCGGCGGCGGCGGCUGGGUACCGCGUGGGUGGGGCGGGGGGUCUGGCGAUGCCACGGCUGCAGGAGCUGAGCCUGAUGCACAACCCGUUUGUGGCGCUCCGAGAUGAAGACGUGGCCAGGCUGUGUGGUGCUGCUGCUGCUACUGCUGCUGCGGCUGCUGCGGCUGGGGGUGGCGGCGGGGGCUGCCUGACAAGCCUGAGCCUGGGCGGUGCGGUGCUGCUGGUGCCGCAACUUCCGGCACCGGCCCCGCCGCCGCCACAGCAGCCGCCACAGCCACAGCCACCACAGCAGCAACAGCAGCCCCAGCAGCAGCAGCAGCAGCAGCAGCAACAGCAGCCCCAGCAGCAACAGCCAGGCGCCGCUGAGGUGGUGGGGGGGCAUGACGCACUGGCUGCGGGCGGCGACGGCGGCGCGCACGGCCCUGACGGCGGCUAUCACAAUAUCGCAGCUGCGGAGCUGGCGGCGGCGGCGGUGGCGAACGCGCCCGGCACUGCACCCCAGGGCGUGCUGCUGGCACUUGGGGCCGGACCUGGUGGUGGUGGUGGUGGAGGAGGUGCUGGCGGCGGCGGCGGCGGCGGCGGUGGCGGCGGCGGUGCGGGAGCAGCAGGCGGCGGCGGCGGCGGUGGUGGCGGUGGAGGAGGUGGCGGAGGAGGUGCCGCCGCGGCCGCCGUCAAUGAGCCGCCGGAUGCGUUGCGGUCUGUUGGCCUGGGUCUGGUGUCCCUACGUGCCAUGGCGGUGCUCACCCACCUGACGUCGCUGUCGCUGGUCGGCUACACAGGGCCCUUCCGCACCCGCGCCUCGGGCCCUGCCGCUGCAGCUGCAGCUGCUGCGCUGCAGGCCCAGGGCUCGCUGCUCUCGGGCGUUGCAGCAGGCAUGGCCCCGCCGGUGCGGCACCAGCAGCCGCCGCACGAUUUGUCUCCGUGGUGCACCACCGCCAGCAGCGCCAGCAGUCGAGGCGGAAUCGGAGGUGGAAGCGGCGGCGGCGCGGGCGCAGGCGGCAGUGGCGAAGGCGUGAGUAGCAGGGGCGGUGGCAAUGGCGGCAGCGCCCCCGCCUCUCUCGCCGGCUCCGCGGAUGCGCCGCCACCGCCGCCGCCGCCUUCCCUAGUCUCAACUCCGGCGUCGCCGCCGCCGCCAUCCUCGACGGUGCAGCCGCCGCUGACGGCGCUGGUGCGGCUGCGUCAUUUGGAGCUGUCGGGCGCGAGCCAGCUGGAUGACGGCGGCGUGGGUGCGCUGGCGGCGGCGCUGACGGGGCUGCGGACGCUGCUGCUGGCGCGCUGCGGCCGACUCACGGACGGCGCGGCGCUGGCUCUGGCGGCGGCACCGGCCCUCACCACCGGGCUACAGGUGCUGGACCUGUCCCACUGCACCCGCAUCUCCGACGCCGCCCUGCUAGCCCUGGCCUGCCUGAGAGGACUGCGCCGCCUGCACCUGGCGGCCGCCGGCGGCCCGGGCUCGUCAGUAUCCAGCCCCGUACCCAGCCCCAGCCGCAGCAGCAGCAGCAGCGCCGCCGUCAGCGGCGGCGGCGGCACGACUCACGGCGGCGUGGCUGCUCUGCUGGCUACAGCCACCGCUGGCGGCUGUAGCAGUAGCAUCAGUGACGUGGGCCUGGCGGCCCUGGCGGCGCUGCGGCGGCUGGAGCUCCUGGAUCUCAGCUACUGCCCGGGAUCCAGGCUGACUGGAUCCGGAUUCGCCGCGUGGACGGGCAGGAGAUCUGGAUCCAGGCUGGCCACGCUGCUCGUCCAGCACGUGGCCGCGCUGAGCGAUGAGGGGCUGGCGGCGGCGGCGGGCGCGCUGCGCGGGCUGGCGCGGCUGGAGGCGGCGGGCUGCGAGCGGCUGGGCGACGCCGGCGUGACGUGCCUGGCGCGGCUGCCGCUGCUAACCUCUGUUGAUCUGUCCCACUGCCCGCGCAUCGGCGACGCCGCGCUGGUGGCGUUGGCCCGCCUGCCGCUGCUGGCGUCACUCAAGCUGUCGGGCUGUGUGCGCGUGUCGGACGCCGGAAUCAUUGCACUGGCCACCGGCGGCAGUGACGGCGGCGGCGGCGGCGGCAGUAGUGACGCGGCAGCACUAGUCUCCCCAGCAGCAGCCGGGCCAAGUGGCGUUGGGGCCGUUGGAGGUGGAGCAUUUGCGGCGGCGGCGGCGGCGCCUGCUGGUCCAGAGGCGGCGGAGGCGCCGCCGCCGGCUGUGGCACACCGGCCCUGCCCGCUUCUGACGUUGCAUCUGGACAACUGCAUCGGUGUGGGCGAUGAAGGGGUGGCGGCGCUGGCGGCCGCCGCCACCGGAGCGGCGGCGCCUCCUCGGGCUAGCGGCGGCGGCUCCGCCGCCGCCACCGCCGGAGCGGCAGCGGGCGUGGCGGCCGGCUCCGGCGGCUGCGGGAUGGUGUCGUUGCGUCUGAGCCGCUGCCCCGCGCUCACGGACGCUGGGGUGGCGGCGCUGGCGGCGGGGCUGACAGGGCUGUGUGCGCUGAGCCUGGCGCACUGCCCCGGCGUAAGCCCGGCGGGGGUGCUGGCGCUGUCGCGCAUCACCAGCCUGGCAUCACUUGAGAUUUGAGGGUUGAGCAGAACGAUUGUAGCGAGGUUGCUGCGAUUGUGUUCACGUGUGGUUGCUAGCCCAGCAGGUCUCUCGCUCGGGUGGCAGUUGCUAACAAGAGGGCGGUCAGGGAGGGGGGCGACACGAUGUUCACGGAGAGCGGUCAGCGUGUGUGAACUGUCCCAGUAACAACUAUAUCAGUCUUAAUGCCGUUUCCAUUUGUGAUUGGUCCCAAAGCUCAUUGCCUCGAGUCCGGUUCGCAACACCUCACGCACGGCAAUCCCGCACGAGUACGGAAGCAUGGUCACGCACCAAGUAUUGAACCGUGUUGAAGGGCAAGUAAUGCUUUUGACCAGGAGAGGCAUGGGUGGGAUUGAAGGAGGGGGUGCUGAAGGCGAGGACGCGCAGCCAUCACAUGCGGCGACGCCCUGGACCUGUGCUGCGUGGGUAAAUAGUUGUGACAAGUUGUGACAAGUUGUGGCAACGUGUGAUUUCGGCCCACCCACGCACGUUUCCUGGAAGCCGCUGUACUUGUUGGGCGUAGGGCUCCUCCUCACUCGUAUGCGGGUGCUUGUGUUGCAACUGAUGAAGUAACGGAUAUUGAUUGGACAUUGGUUGUCGGGCCGGAUGUGUCGGAAGUCUCGUUGGGAAAACCGUCAGUUCC
Molecule: messenger RNA, 5576 nt
Organism: Chlamydomonas reinhardtii
Lineage: Eukaryota; Viridiplantae; Chlorophyta; Chlorophyceae; Chlamydomonadales; Chlamydomonadaceae
Exons: 8
Coding region: 188-4933 (1581 amino acids)
Biological process (GO): SCF-dependent proteasomal ubiquitin-dependent protein catabolic process
Cellular component (GO): SCF ubiquitin ligase complex
Molecular function (GO): protein binding
Source: RefSeq, a predicted model, not a curated record